Messenger RNA from Oenanthe melanoleuca, 7403 nucleotides. It is a transcript of the gene TGFBRAP1, whose product is annotated as transforming growth factor beta receptor associated protein 1. The record is from RefSeq and is a predicted model, not a curated record. The transcript has 12 exons. Gene Ontology annotation, biological process: vesicle-mediated transport; autophagy; intracellular protein transport. Gene Ontology annotation, cellular component: cytoplasm; membrane. Bases 150 to 2741 code for a protein of 863 amino acids. NCBI's taxonomy places the organism in Eukaryota, Metazoa, Chordata, Aves, Passeriformes, Muscicapidae.
CCCGGAAGCGGCGCGUCCCCCCCGCCCGCCGCCGGCGGAUCGCAGCGCGCCCCGAGGCGGCCCGGCCGCCGCCACCGCCACCGCACCGCGAGGCCUGGGAGCGGCGGGCCCGGCUCCGCCGAGCGCCGGCAGAUCACCCAGAAGACACAAUGAGCGUUAAAGCUUUCAAGCUCGUUUCUGCUGUUGAGCGGGAGAUGUUAAUGGGAGACAAAAAUUACAUCAACAUCGAGUGCAUUGAGUGUUGUGGGAAGAACCUCUAUAUUGGAACCAAUGACUGCUUUAUCUAUCACUUUCUGUUGGAUGAAAAGGUAUCGACAGCUGGAAAAAUAACUUUUGCUGCCACCAAGCAACUACACAAAUACCUGGGUCUGAAGAAGCCUGUGAGUGAGUUGAAAGCAGCCUCUGCCCUCACCAGACUGCUUGUGCUUUGUGACAACACGAUAACACUAGUGAACAUGAUCAACUUGGAGCCUGUCCCCACUGGUGCUAGGAUCAAAGGAGCUGUGACAUUCACACUGAAUGAAAACCCUGUGAGUGGGGAUCCUUUCUGCGUUGAAGUUUGCAUUAUCUCAGUCAAGCGUCGGACCAUUCAAAUGUUCAUGGUGUUUGAAGACAGAGUCCAGAUAGUGAAGGAAGUGUUUACUCCAGAGCAACCUUGUGCUGUGGCUGUAGAUGGUUACUACUUAUGCCUUGCCCUUACUACACAGUAUAUAAUUUUGAAUUAUAAUACUGGCGUCUCCCAGGACCUGUUUCCUUAUUGCAGUGAUGAGAAGCGGCCAAUUGUGAAAAGAAUAGGCAGACAAGAGUUUCUGUUGGCUGGCCCCGGAGGCCUAGGCAUGUUUGCUACUGUAGAUGGGAUUUCACAGCGUGCCCCAGUACACUGGUCAGAGAACGUGCUUGGGGCAGCUUUGUGCUUUCCUUAUGUGGUUGCUCUCGAUGAUGAGUUCAUCACGGUGCACAGCAUGCUGGACCAGCAGCAAAAGCAAACCCUGCCUUUUAAAGAAGGACACAUUCUACAGGACUUUGAAGGAAAGGUGAUUGUUGCUACUAACAAAGGUGUGUAUAUCUUGGUGCCACUACCUUUGGAGAAACAGAUUCAAGAUCUUCUAGCUAGCCACAGAGUGGAAGAAGCCCUUGUUCUAGCAAAAGGAGCUCGAAGGAAUAUUCCAAAAGAGAAAUUUCAGGUAAUGUACAAGCGAAUCCUGCAGCAAGCAGGUUUUAUACAGUUUGCACAGCUUCAGUUCCUUGAAGCAAAAGAACUCUUCAGAAGCGGCCAGCUUGAUGUCCGGGAGCUGAUCUCUCUGUACCCCUUCCUGUUGCCUACUUCCUCUUCAUUUAUCCGGUCCCAUCCCCCUCUGCACGAGUACGCCGACCUGAACCAGCUGACCCAAGGGGACCAGGAGAAGAUGGCAAAGUGCAAGAGAUUCCUCAUGAGUUACUUGAAUGAAGUCCGCAGCACCGAGGUUGCAAAUGGCUACAAGGAGGAUAUCGACACAGCUUUACUCAAACUGUAUGCAGAGGCAAACCAUGAAAGCCUGCUGGAUCUCCUAGUUUCAGAGAACUUCUGUCUGUUAACAGAUAGUGCUGCCUGGCUGGAAAAACACAAAAAGUAUUUUGCACUUGGUCUCCUGUAUCACUACAAUGGUCAGGAUGCUGCAGCGCUUCAGUUAUGGGUGAAAAUAGUUGAUGGAGACAUUGAAGAUUCUACACGUUCAGAUCUCUAUGAGUAUAUAGUAGACUUCCUUACAUUCUGCUCAGACCAAGAGCUAGUGUGGAAGUACUCUGAAUGGAUUUUACAAAAAAAUGAGGAGGUUGGUGUACAGAUUUUCACUAAAAGGCCUUUGGAAGAACAAGAGAAAAACAACAUUAAUCCAGAUGAUAUCAUCAGUUGCCUUAACAAAUAUCCUAAAGCACGUGUCAAAUAUCUAGAACAUCUAGUACUGGAAAGAAAAAUACAGAAAGAAAAGUACCAUACUCAUCUAGCUGUCUUGUACUUGGAGGCAAUACUUCAGCUAAAAUCUGUGACCACAGAUAAUUGUACAGAAACAACUGAACUGGUGUUGAAACUUCGCAGUCUGCUUCAGAAAUCUGAUCUUUACAGAAUUCGCUUUAUUUUAGACAAAAUCCAGGGCACAGACCUUCAUAUGGAAAGUGCAAUUUUAUAUGGGAAGCUAGAAGAGCAUGAGAAGGCUUUGCAUAUCCUUGUCCAUGAGUUGAAGGACUUCCAUGCUGCUGAGGAUUACUGUGUGUGGAACUCUGAGAGCAGAGACGUGCAGUACAGGCGGAGGCUUUUCCAUCUGCUGCUGUCAGUGUAUUUGACUGCAGGCACUUCGGAUUGCGCGCUCGUCAUGGCUGCUGUGGAUCUCUUGAAUAACCACCCUGCGGAAUUUGAUGCAGGUCUAGUUCUGCAGGUGGUGCCUGACAGCUGGUCAGUGCAGCUCCUCUCCCCAUUCCUGGCUGGAGCAGUGAGACAAAGCAUUCACACAAGAAGAAUGACUCAGGUGGCACUUGGCUUAGCACAAGCUGAAAACUUAAUCUACAAGCACGAGAAGGUUAAACAGAAAGGAGCCCCGAUUCUUCUUUCAGACAAAAAGGUGUGUCAGGUGUGCCAAAAUCCUUUCUGCGAGCCUGUGUUUGUAAGAUUCCCAAAUGGGAGCAUGGCCCACACGCACUGUGCUGCAAACAGACAUCUCAAUUCCAAUGUGACUCAUCACUCUCCCAGCUCCAGCAAUCAGACUUGAAAUAUUCCCACAGUUCCCAUGAAAAGUGGGCUGGAAAGGAAAAAGUGCAGCUACUUUAAGUAUAAAUCAAGAUGGACAGCUAGUUUGUGGGUUAAUGGGAAGACUUCCAGUAAAUAUGAAAUACUGCUACUUAUCUUUUUGAUUUCUAAUGAAUGUAGAUAGAAAAUUCACUACCAGACAUGGAGAGGUGCAAAUAUGGGCUCUUCUGUGAAUAGGAGUAAACACUUAAGAGAAAAGGAGCCUUUUCAUCACAGUGAGGACGAAUGUUACAGAGUGAAGGCAAACAGUUGUUUUAAGAAUUGUCACUUUGCACUGACUGUGGUGUUGAUGAAUUUGUGGAGGGGAAGAUGGCAUCUAUUGGAGUUGGAAUUCUUGAAGAGUGAUGGGACAAGAUUGGCAUUGUGCAGCUUACUAUGAAGACAGAUGUGCAUCGAUUUUAGUGCUUGCUGCAGCAUGUCUUCUUUUGGGCUGGAUUAUCUUCCCCAGGAUCACAUUAUCAACUUCAGUUGUUUUGCUCUACAAAAUGUUGGCUUUUGAUGCACUUUUUAGUACCUCCCUUCGAUCCACUUGCUAUAUGGAAUUUAAAUGUAAGCACUGCUCUGUUAGGUUUAUGGUCCUGCAGUUACUGUAAUGUACUGAGUGGAAACCUAUAGCCUCAAUCACACAGGUGAGCUUGGAAGAAAAAAAAUUGUCUGGUCAGACUGUAGUCACUUUUUUAUGGGGGAAGAGGCCCUGACUUUAAUACUGAUUUAUUUAUUAAUAUGCAAAUAUGCUGUACAUACAGUUGAAUAAAUUGAUCUUAUCUAGCAUUUCUUUGGAGGAUUAAGAUGUAGCUGAUGCAUAAGUGUACAGAUUAUGUGCUAAGUGUUUGCUAUAACAUAACUUAGGCAGGUUGGAGCUCCACAAAAAUAGGUUUUAGUGCUUAUGGAUGACUUUGUGCAAUCAAAACCACAGAGAGAAGUUAUAAAAUGAUAAGAAAUCUACAAAAGUGCACUACAGGGGUACUGGGUUUUUUAUAUUCUACUAAAUAUUCUGUAAACUAAAAUUUUUCAAAUAACACAAACCCCUUACUUAACUGCCCUCAUAUGUAUUCACAUUGCUAUUUAGCUAUUUUAAAGCAGUUGAUUUAAAAGAUGCAGCUUCCCCCAAGAGAGGUUAAAAUGACAACAUUAAAUAAAAGUUAAGUAUUGCAAAGUGGAAGCAUUUCUUUUAAUUCUUUAAAGCUCUAAUAAACAACAGGCUUACUGACCAGCAUGCAGAAGGGAUGCAUGGAGUCCAGGUCCUGGACCCACACAGACACCCCAGAAUCACACCAUGCCUCAGAGUGUUGUCCAGGUGCAGCCUUCUUGUACAGAAAGGCUGGCUAAGGAAGCUGCUUUCUGCAUACAGUGCUGCCUCCAAAAGGGGCAGCAAGACCUCACCAGGGGAAAAGGAUAUCCAUCACUUUCUCACAGAAACAUGCAAUGAUUUGGGGUGAAAGGGACCUUAAAGAUCAUCUAUUCCAAACCACCUGCCACAAGCAGGGGAACCUUCCACUAAACCAAGUUCUUUAAAGCCUCAUCCAGCCGGGCCUUGAACACUUCCAAGAGGUGCUCCAGCCCUGUGAUCAUCACUGAGGCCUUAUUCCCAACUCGUUCCAACAGUUCAACAUCUUUCUUGUACUGUAGGUCCCAGGCUGUACUUAAGGUGUGGAGUACUUUGAAUCUUUCUCAUUCCUGAUUUUGAAUAUGGAAAGUAUAACUGUUGUGUUGAAUCUUCUUUAUUUUCGAAAGCCCAAGUAAAGAAUUUUGUAGUGCUUUGUACUAAGUAAUGUAAGCCACAUUUAGUGAGAGGCACUUCAAAGGAAGUCAAGUGUGGGCAUUUCUGACUCAGUUCUGGCAUAAGUGACUCUGCUGUGGCACUGGUAUGAGCAGAUUAUCUUGUAGUCAUGGGUUUUGAACACUGUGUAUACAACUGGCAGUAAUGGUAUAGAAAAAUUUGUAGUCCCCUGUCCUCAAAAUACUUGCUGGUAAGAGUGGAAGUGAUUUUUGUAAAGACCCUAUAAACCUUUUGUGUACACUAGCAUGCAUUUCUUAAAAAAUACUUUUUUUCCUGCUAGCAUCCUAACUAUGGUUUUGUUUCUGUUUAGUAAGGAAGUACUAAAACAAGGACCCCCUCAUGAUUUAGAGUGAUUUUAGCCACUUAGUAGUGAUGAACUACUGCUGCAAUGGAAUAAAGAUCAUAUCAUUCCAGACCUCAGGAAAGUUCUUCCUCACUAUUGCAUGAAAAAGUAUGUCUAUAAAAGAUUAAACAAUUCUUUAUUAAUAGUCAAUAUCUUUUUGCAGGUAUGUACUAUGGCUAAAAUGCAGCAACACCAUACAGAACAAUUCAGAAAUCAGAAUAAUGCAAGCCAGAUUUUUGCAAUCCAGUGUGGUUAAUAUUUAAGUUGGGGGCCAUUAGUUCUUUUAAGCCCAGUCCCCCAAAAUGUGGACUGGAAAAAUUGAUGUUGCAUUCAUAUGUUGUUACCUGUUGCUUUGUUAAGUUUUAUACUAGAACUCAUUUGAAUGACUUAACAUGGAAAUCCCACAGUAACUAAAGGAAAAAGCAAAGAAAGCCAAUGUGAGGCUGAGGCAGAGCAAGAGCUCAGCAGGGAGAUGGCAGGUGGAUGAUGUUCUUCCUGUGUGUGCCCAGCACAUGAGCAACUGGGAUAAUGCCCAAGCAGAGGAGAUGUCAGCCCACGUCAGAGUCUUGUGUGGUGUUCUGUGCUUUGUCACCAGGAAAUUGGUGAAAGGUCUGCAUUCAAAUUUCCUUAGGUGGGACAAGUGAGCACCCCCUGGUAAGAGAGCUUCACUCUGGAGAACCUGAGUUCAUUCCUUCUUUUGUUUUGGCACUGUGAGUUUGCUGAUAUCUUGAUUUAUGCACCUGAAGUCCUGGGUCAGCAUUGCUACUGUGGUAAGUUAUGGCUGCAGCAGCAUGGAGGGAGUGAACAGGGAAGGAACCAGAUUUGGGUAUUAAUUGCUGACUGCAUGUGUGAAGAAGAGGAAGAAAGGAGGAAUAUUUAUCUGACCAUUCUUCUAGUUUGGAAAUUAAAUGCUUUCUGGGAGUUAAAGCUCAAUGUGAUCUUUUUAUCUCCAGUUAGGGAAUAUGGUGUCUAAGACCUGCCCUUGAAGAGUGGAGAUUCUGCCAAAAUAUUUAUCCUUAAUUUAGCUGUUGCUAAAUUAUUUGAAAUUCAUCUCUCUCACUUUUUCCAAUGAGCCUCUUCCAACUUUGUAUGUGUGAGAACCAAAGCAGUAGUGCAAAUAUUUUUUUAAUGUGACCCUGUGUCUGUGAUUCAGAACAUAAUAAAUGAGAUUAGUCUCUUACACUGAUGUCUCUGCAGGUAUCAAGACACAUUUGUCUAACCUGUGACCUCCAGUUAGUGGAAUACUGCAGCUUUGACUUUUAGCCAUCCACUGCUACAGAUGUGAUGAUACAUACAAAAAGCACUUGUUAAACUUUAUUCUACACUUUCAUAUCUCCACACUUUUUCACAUAAAAAUUAUUGUGAUGUGUAUAUGUCUUCAUAUGCAGUUUUUCCCUCUUUAAGUAAAAGGAAGAAUAAUAAAAAAAUUGUUCAGAAUCUGGCACUCUGCUCAAAAUAAGAUUCAUGGCUGUAUAUUCAUGAGAAAGAAUUCAGUUGCAUCUUCAUUUCUUUUGUUUAAAUGGAUAAGUUGUGACAUUGAGAUCAGUAUUCUUGUAAUAUUGUCAAAGCCAGGGGAAAAUAAGCACUUGGGGUUUGUUACACAGAACACACCACAGAUAGCUGUGAACUGAUUUGUUCAGGCAGCCCAUACUGAGAUGGCUCAGGUGUGCACAGGAGUCCAGGUUACAAUGAGAACUUCUCUCUUUGCUCCCCUUGCUCCCAGUCUCCAGAAACUUUCCAGCCUUUGUUACCUGAUUGAUAUCACUCUUCUAGCACUUAACUGACAUGGGUACAAAUCUCAAGAGGUCUGGGGGGACUCCUGAGCAGAUCUGUCUUCAGUAAAAUGUCACUUUAUUGCUCAGCCACAUGAAGCCCUACUAAUGUGAGCUGUGGAAAAGUGGUGGUAGGGACAGAGUAUGUGUGUGUUUUCUGGGAGCUUUAUUACAUGUUUAAACACACAAGCAUUAUCCUGACUGCUGAGUCUUUAUAACAACAUCUGUUCUUUGCAGGACUCCUGUCCUGAACGACAUUAAAAAUAUUUUGUUUUACACUGUUCUAUCAAGAAGUAAUUUUUUAUUUUAUUACUUUUCUGGUUUGAUGCAGUCUCUAUUCAGCAUGGCUCUAAGUGCUUUAUUAACAUCCUGCUGUUCAUAACAGGCAACAACUAAUACAUUUUCAUUGUGAGCUCUCUUCCUAUUGCCUGUAUUUGCUAAUUAAUUUUUCUCUUGCUGUACAACACUUUGGGGCUUAUGCCUUGUGAACACUGGUAAUUAAAUGUGCUGCUACUUUUUAAGGGAAAAGAAGAAAAGUUAAUAACAUUCUGUAAUGUAUGAUUGAUUUCAAAAUUGAAGUUCCCCUGCAGUAAAUUUGUUCAGAUGGAAGUUUGUACUGUUAAGGCUUUUGGACUUAGUGGUUAUAUUGGUGAACAUACACAGCAGUAUGUGGAAUGUACAAAUGUAUAAAUAUGUUGAUUUUUAAUAAAAUAAAAUCUUUUAAUUACA